ACAAUUUCUAAUGUUUAACACUUAAACUUUCUAUUUGUCAACGUUGGAUAUAAUUUGGGUGUGAGAAAGCAUAAUGGAGAAGAUGAAAAUGUUUAAGGAAGUUGGUGGAAUACGUACGUUUACAUUUAACUCUGAAGGAUCUGUUUUAUCUGGAAUGAAUUAUAAAGCGAAACCUGGAGAUUUAUUUCUCGUUAGUUAUCCGAAAUGUGGAACAACUUGGAUGCAUCAUAUAGUCAACUUAAUUUUUCUUAAAGGUCAACCAUCCGAGGAUCCGUUAGAUUUCCUGUUAAGUUGUCCAUAUUUAGAAGUUGUGGGAGGAGAAUACAUAGAAAUGGCAAAACCGAAAGCAAUGAAAACACAUUUACCAUUUUCUGCUAUUCCUUUUUCUCCAGAAUCUAAAUACAUUUACAUUACCAGAAAUCCUAGAGAUUGCUGCGUUUCUUACUAUCAUUUUAUGAAAUUACUUCCAUUUCCCCAGAAAGAAUUAAGUUUUCAAGAAUUUUUUGAGGCAUUUCUCCAAGGUAAUUUAGAAGGAGGCGAUUAUUUCGAUCACCUUCUCGGAUGGUACAAACAUAAAAAUGACGACAACGUUCAUUUUGUAACAUACGAAGAUCUGAAGAAAGAUACCAAGGGAGAAAUAUUGAAAAUAGCCAAAUUUAUGGGAGAAGAAUACGAAAAAAGUAUUUUGAAUGAUCCAACAAUAUUAGAAAAUAUUAUUCAUUACAGCAGUUUCGAUUAUAUGAAGGAGAGCGGCAAGAAGNCGAAAUUCUAUUAUUUUGUGCAUGAAAAUGCAAAGAAAUUUCGCUGUGAAGAUUGUGGAAAAGAAUUCCGUUUCAAGUCCAAAUUAGAAGGUCAUCGCAGGAUUCACACGGGAGAAAAGCCAUUUCCUUGUCAGUUCUGCGCUCGAAGAUUCAGCCAUAAGCUGGAUUUACUAAGGCACGUUAUGAUUCAUUCUGGAGAGAAACCUUUUACCUCAAGGAAGAGAAAUGCCGACAACGAUAUGCGACCAUUGCAAGCGGAAAUGCGACCAUUGCAAGCGGAGCUUUACACGACGCCAUCAUCUAAUAAUAUUAUUGCUCUUGGAAGUAGUGGGAAACCUAUAUAUGAACAAAUUGAUCUCCUCAACAGAGGAAACCAGAAACUUUGUGAUUCACAGGCACUGCUGCAAAAAAGUGAAGAAAGAGUGCUUCAAAAAAGACUUAGAUUAAAGUGCUUGUUUGUUGUGACUGAUAUUUUGGCAGGAAAGAAGAGCAAAACUGAAAAUCAACAAUUAGAAAACGCUAAGAAUAAAAUUGUGCUGAUCUAUUUUUUUGCAUAUUGGUGCGGUCUUAGCAUGGGAAUGGAUGAAGUUAUCGAGGAUUUGGCAGACAAUUAUCGAGAUAAAUUACACGUAUUGAAAAUUGACGCGUCAAAACAUAGAGAAAUAGCAAAAGAAUACAAGAUUAAAUACGUUCCCACGUUUAUAUUCGUUUUUAAUGGAAAAAAUAUCGAGGAAUUUGAAGGAGCGGAUCAAGAUCAAAUGUUUUUUUUUAUGUUUCUAAAUAGGGGAACUUUGAUAAAGAAUACAGCAAACCGGAAGAAACCGGCUUAUAUAAAUUGCGACGGUGUUAUAGUGAAAGCGGUGUAUUCUCCGGAUGCAGUUCGAUCAGCAAUGAAUUACCAUCAUCGUCCAGGAGAUCUUUUCAUUGUAACUUAUCCGAAAUGCGGUACCACGUGGAUGCAACACAUCGUUAUGUUAAUUUUACGAAACGGAAAACCCAUAAAUGAUCCAUUGGAGUUUUUCUUUAGAACACCUUCUAUUGAAAUGUGUGGAGCGGAUGCUAUUGAUCUCAUGCCCGGUCCGGGAGUUAUUAAAACACAUCUUCCUAUGGAAAAAAUGAAGAUGAAUCCAAAAGCAAAGUACAUCUUUGUCGCUCGAAAUCCUAGGGAUUGUUGCGUAUCUCUUUACUACCAAAAUAAGAAUUUUCCUUUUUAUAAAUUCGAGGAUGGUACUUUUGACGAAUUUUUUGAGUUAUUUAUUGAAGGUAAUGUAGAUUACGGAGAUUACUUCGAUCAUUUGCUUCCUUGGUAUAAUAGGAGACACGAUGACAAUGUAUAUUUUACCACUUUUGAGAGAAUGAAAAAGAAUAUUAAAGAAGAAGUCUUAAACAUUGCAGAAUUUAUUGAUAAAAAACAAAGAGAAAAAUUAGAGAAUGAUCCGAAAUUGCUCGAUGAUAUUUUAUAUUACAGUAGCUUAGAUUAUAUGAAAAAUCAUUCGAAUUUUAAAGGCCUCAUACAAAAACUUUCAGAUCACAUCAAACGGGGGGAAACUAUUUCAUCGGGAUUAAAGGCUUUCUACGAAAAUUUACGUAACGAAAGCAAGAACAAAACUGCAAAAGGACAAUUUAUUAGAAAAGGAAUUAUUGGAGAUUGGAAAAAUCAUUUCACUCCCGAACAAGAAAGAAUAUUUCAAGAAAAUAUUCAAAUGAAAACAUGUAAUAGCGAUGUUAUGGAUCUGUGGAAGGAAAACUUGUUAUCCAGUACAAAGUAUGAUGUAAUCCAUACAAUACUUCUGUACUGUGUGGAGAAACUUCGGAAUAGAUUUGUGCCAAGAAUCCUGGAGGAGCCCGCUCUACCCCAGGCGCCAUACAAGAUCGCCAUAUCUCUGGUUACAAUGGAAGACGAAAUCAAAAGACCUAACUACAUAGAUGUCGACGGUUUCCGUUUACCAGGAGCAUUCUCGCCGGAGGCAUUUCGUUCGGCAAUCAAGUACAAACCAAAAAAGGGAGAAAUAUAUGUGGUAACGUAUCCGAAAUGUGGAACGACGUGGAUGCAAUGCAUAAUCAUGUGCAUCGUGAGAAAAGGGCGGACUUUCGCAAAUGCGUUGGAUUAUGCAAAGAACUCUCCUUUCAUAGAAUUUGCAGGAGCCGAUGCAUUAGACUACAUGGAAGACCCCGGGGCAAUUAAAACUCAUUUGCCUUUUAGUCUGACACCAUUUUCGCCCCACGCAAAAUAUAUUUACGUUGCAAGAAAUCCUAAAGAUUGCUGCGUUUCUUUUUACCAUCAUACAAAAUUGUUUGGUUUUUAUAACUUCGGCGAUGGCACUUUCGAUGAAUAUUUCGAACUUUUCGUCAAAGGCGAAACAGAUUUCGGGGAUUAUUUCGAUCAUCACUUAUCGUGGUACGAGCAUAAGGAUGAUCCCAACGUCUACUUCCUUACUUAUGAAGAUUUGAAAAGCGAUACUCGAGGAGAAGUGUUAAAGUUAGCAAAAUUUAUGGGAAAGGAGCAUUAUGAAACUUUAGUAAAUAAUCCGGAUAUUCUCGAUAAAGUUCUCGAGUGUAGUAGUGUCAGCUACAUGAAAAAAACAAUGAAUGAAUCGUUUGAUGAUAUGUUUAUAAAAACCUCGGAUCAUCUUGAUAAUCCGGGUCUGCCGUCUGGAGUUAGAGCAUUUGGUGAAUAUAUGAAGAAACAUCCCCGUUUCUCGAUAAAAGUAGGUGGCCAGUUUAUUCGCAAAGGUAUAGUCGGAGAUUGGAAAAACCACUUCAGUCCCGAACAGGAAAGGAGAAUGGAAGAAAGAAUUAAAGAAAAAACAAAAGGUAGUGAUUUGAUGAAAUUAUGGAAUAAAUAAUUUUGUUAUUUCUUUUGAUUGUAAUAAGUGCAGUUCGAGAUUUUGAAUAGUUAUACUGUGUAACAAUACGAUAUGAAUUAAAAUUUAACUGAUUUUUUUGCAUUUAAUGUGUAAUUUUUUAAUUAUAUUUGUAAAAUAACAAGCAUAAGUGUAUUUUAUAUUAUUAAAAUUUUUGGUAUUAUUUAGAACUGCAUAUAUCAAUUUUUUUAUAUUAGUAUCUUAAAAACUUGUUGAUGUAUCAUUUAGGUUAUGAA
This is a messenger RNA of Centruroides sculpturatus (bark scorpion), 3861 nucleotides long. RefSeq lists its product as uncharacterized. The record is from RefSeq and is a predicted model, not a curated record. Gene Ontology annotation, biological process: sulfation. Bases 74 to 3607 code for a protein of 1177 amino acids. NCBI's taxonomy places the organism in Eukaryota, Metazoa, Arthropoda, Arachnida, Scorpiones, Buthidae. Gene Ontology annotation, cellular component: cytoplasm. The transcript is spliced from 8 exons. Gene Ontology annotation, molecular function: sulfotransferase activity.